AGAAGGUCAUUAUCGGCAGGAAGCAGGCCUCAGCUUGUGUGGGAGGACAGCGUUAUUCCAGCAGCUGGGACCACUGGGAAGGGAGAGAGGGAUGUCUGUGGGACUGGACCGCUGGAGCCCUAAAGCUAUGGAGCAGGUAAACCAGGCAGCAGACGUGCCCACCAGCAGGAAGGAGAGGAGCUAUAGGCAUGGACCGCUGCCAUAGCAGAUAACUCUGCUGUCAUUUCAUCACUUAUUGUCAUUGUAAUUAAUGAUCUUUUCUGGUCACAUCAAACAUUCCACACGACUUCUCCAUCAGUCUGCUGACUUUUACAAUUUCUGUUUCACAGCUUUUAAAUCUGGGUAAAGAUCUGACCAAUAUUAAGGCUAAAGAUACAUAUGUGAGGGGCGAUGAGCAGAUCAUAGAGGACAUUCCCACCGAUAACCACCCAGCCUUUCACAGCAAAGAUCUAUCAUCUGAUCCUUUGGAUGGAUUUCAAUCAUCUGAUUCAUCACAGACUGUUAAGCAAAAUAAAAGCCACAGAAGAAGUGUUCAUCAUCAAAGAAGUCAUACAAUGGAGAAUGCUCUUUCAUGCUCAGAAUGUGGGAAAUGUUAUAAAUCUAAAUCACAUCUUGUUAGACAUCAGAGAAUUCACACAGGGGAGAAGCCAUUUUCAUGUUCAGAAUGUGGUAAAUGUUGUAAAUCUAAAUGGGAACUUACUAGACAUGAGAGAACUCACACAGGGGAGAAGCCAUUUUCAUGUUCAGAAUGUGGGAAAUCUUGUAUAUCUAAAUCAGAUCUCAUUAGUCAUGAGAGAACUCACACAGGGGAGAAGCCAUUUUCAUGUUCAGAAUGUGAUUUUAUUUUUAACCGUAAAUCACAUCUUGUUAGACAUCAGAGAAUUCACACAGGGGAGAAGCCAUUUUCAUGUUCAGAAUGUGCGAAAUGUUUUCAGCGUAAAUCACUUCUUCUUAUCCAUCAGAGAAUUCACACAGGGGCAAAGCCAUUUUCCUGUUUAGAAUGUGGGAAAUGUUUUACUGAUAAAUCACAUCUACUUAAUCAUCAGAGAAUUCACACAGGGGUGAAGCCAUUUUCUUGUUUAGAAUGUGGGAAAUGUUUUACUGAUAAAUCUACUCUUGUUAAACAUCAGAUAAGUCACACAGGGGAGAAGCCAUUUUCUUGUUUAGAAUGUGGGAAAUAUUUUACUCGUAAAUCAACUCUUGUAAAACAUCUGAGAAUUCACACUGGGGAGAAGCCAUUUUCUUGUUUAGAAUGUGGGAAAUGUUUUACUCGUAAAUCAAUUCUUGUUAUACAUCAGAGAACUCACACAGGGGAGAAGCCAUUUUCAUGUUCAGAAUGUGGGAAAUGUUUUCAACAUAAAUCACUUCUUCUUAUCCAUCAGAGAAUUCACACAGGGGCGAAGCCAUUUUCCUGUUUAGAAUGUGGGAAAUGUUUUACUGAUCAAUCAAAUCUAGUUGCACAUCAGAGAAUUCACACAGGGGAGAAGCCAUUUACUUGUUUAGAAUGUGGGAAAUCUUUUCCACAAAAAUCACGUCUUACUAUACAUCAGAGAAUUCACACAGGGGCGAAGCCAUUUUCCUGUUUAGAAUGUGGGAAAUGUUUUACUGAUCAAUCAAAUCUAGUUUCACAUCAGAGAAUUCACAGAGAGUAAA
Bufo bufo (common toad) is the source of this 1653-nucleotide messenger RNA. RefSeq names its product gastrula zinc finger protein XlCGF17.1-like. The transcript is spliced from 2 exons. The coding region runs from base 555 to 1652 and encodes 365 amino acids. Gene Ontology annotation, cellular component: nucleus. The record is from RefSeq and is a predicted model, not a curated record. Gene Ontology annotation, biological process: regulation of transcription by RNA polymerase II. Gene Ontology annotation, molecular function: RNA polymerase II cis-regulatory region sequence-specific DNA binding; DNA-binding transcription activator activity, RNA polymerase II-specific. NCBI's taxonomy places the organism in Eukaryota, Metazoa, Chordata, Amphibia, Anura, Bufonidae.